Molecule: messenger RNA, 2898 nt
Organism: Lodderomyces beijingensis
Lineage: Eukaryota; Fungi; Ascomycota; Pichiomycetes; Serinales; Debaryomycetaceae
Source: the annotation of a GenBank genome assembly
AUGCCGACUGAAACUAUUUGGUCGAGUGGCCAUUCGUCACCUAUUCAGGCAAGCAGACCGUUGGAAUCGCCUUCGGCAACAAGCAAUGCAACCAACGCAAGCAACACGAAAGGCUUUAGCCAGUUCAAGUCUGUUUUGGACCAAGUGGACCCGGACGUUGCCAGUCUCUUGGCUAAUUCAAACCCUUUUGAAGGUUUACCGUCGUCAACCGGUUUGAGUGAAAGAAGGCUUUCCUUUAAUGACGGAAGCGACAUUGACGAUACGUUUUUCGGGUUCAAAAGAGGGGCAUUAUCGGCAAUCACGGCCCCUGUUGGAGGCCACAUCAACUACAACAGCCAUCCUUCUCAUUUCAAUUUUUCCAAAAACGCCAAUGGUCACGAAGCCUCGGGAGGUGACAAUAACGGCGGUCAGAGGCUCAACUUUGGCACAGCCUCGAUUAGCGGCGGUAUUGCAAGCAGACACCCUCCACAGGAAAGCUUUCUUCAACGGUUCUCGAAUGUAGCUGACGCCACUAGAGAAAUCGAGUUUGGAAAUUUGUCGUUGGGAACGACUCUUCAAAGCCCCAACAACUUGUCAACGUCCAUGCUCGUCGGCGACAGCGGAACUAAAGGCGGUUCUUUGAACGAGAACUUGAACAUGCCGGCUCCCAGAGGCUCGAGACACCAGUCGAUAAGCGAAAAGAUUGACAACUAUAACAACAACUCCCCUAUUCAGUCGAAUGCGGCCUUAUCGGUGCACUCGGAUUUGAACGCGACGUCCGAUGUGAAGAUAGGCAAUGGAGCAACAGGCGGAACUCAUUUGCCUCAGUCGUUUUGGAAUCCAGCGUCUGCUGCUUCCUUUACGCCAGCAAACUAUCAGUCGUAUUUCAUGGAGAACAAUGCCGGGUUUGCAGUUCCAACCCCGCCUCCGCCACCACCAUUUCCACCUCAUCAUGCACCUCAAAACUUCUACCGCCAAAACCAGGGUCACGCUCAAGGUCAAGGACCUAUCCCACCGAUGAAUGGACCACCGCCACCUUUCAUGGUUGCUUCGCCUCCUUUACCCCAGUUUUUGGAUCCAGGCUUGUACAACAUGAUGUACGGAAACUUUUUUCCUUUCCCCCACCCACCACCUUCGGUUCCGGCUGAGGGAGACGACAUAAAAGAAGGGUCUGGCUCUGGUUCUGGUUCUGGCUCUUUAUCUGGGUCUCCCAAACCAAACAAACUGGGCGACGCAGAAACAAAGGAUAGCAGAGACAACAACGCGCACCAUGCGGGGGGCUCAGAAACUGAAAAGGGGACGAAUGAAAACGACAAGAGGAACGAACAUCAAAACGGCAAUGGGCCAAUAGGGGUUGGUCUCAUGAAUCGUCAGUUUUUACCCUCCUCGUUCAUGUUCCAUCCAUUUAACCCUUACCCCAUGUACCAGCAGGGUCUCCAGGGCCCAAUGAUGUCUCCAGAUGCCAUGAGAAGUAUGUCGCCACAGCCAAUGGGAGGCAUGCCUUUACCCCCAAGUGCUCACAACUCGUCGCCCCGUGCUGCAGUUGCGCCCGUGGAAAAACCCUCGAGCGCCAGAAAAGAGGCCGCCAACGGUGCGAAUACAGGAAAUGGCGGAAACAGUGGAAACAAUGGCAACAACGGAAAUGGAGGAAAUGGAGGAAAUGGCGUUUCUUCUGCAGCGGCCAAGAAAAAGACACAAUCAUCAUCAUCAGCGUCAUCAUCAUCCAAGGGCACAAAAUCAGGUGGUUCUGCCCACAUACACCGUUCGCCCUUGUUGGAAGAAGUGCGCUCCAAUCCCAAGGGUAAAGAGUACACGCUUCGUGACAUCUAUGGCCAUGCCGUGGAAUUCACCAAGGACCAACAUGGCUCGAGAUUCAUCCAGCAGAAGUUGCCCACUGCCUCUGCCGAGGAGAAAGAAGUGAUUUUCAACGAAAUAAGAGACAUCUCGUAUGAACUCAUGACUGAUGUGUUUGGAAACUAUGUCAUUCAAAAGUUUUUCGAGCACGGCUCGCGCACUCAAAAGCGAAUCCUCUUGGGCCACAUGGUUGGAUCCAUUUAUGAGUUGUCGUUGCAAAUGUACGGAUGCAGGGUAGUUCAACGGGCUCUCGAGUCUCUUGAAGACGUGGAGGACCAAUUGAAGAUUACCCAAGAGUUGCGCGAUUACAUUUUGAUCUGCUCCAAGGAUCAAAACGGCAACCAUGUGAUUCAAAAAUCGAUUGAAAAAAUCAAGCCCUUUGACAAGAUCAGGUUCAUUUUAACAAGUUUAGAAGAUCAGAUUUAUCAUUUGAGCACGCAUUCGUAUGGUUGCAGAGUAAUUCAGAGAUUGCUCGAGUACUCAAACAAGCAAGAUCAAAAGUUGAUCAUGCUGGAACUAAACAAGUUUAUCUACUAUUUGAUUCAAGACCAGUACGGCAACUAUGUCAUCCAGCACAUAUUGGAACAGGGGGAGCCGGAGGAAAAGGAAGAGAUUUUGACGAUUGUCUUGGGCAACGUCGUCUCCUUCUCCAAGCACAAGUUUGCCUCUAACGUGAUUGAAAAGUGUAUCAAGUAUGGUGACUUGAAACAGCGUCAAAUGAUAUUGCAUGAAGUCAUGCUUGGUAAUGAAGAUAAUAAUAACAACAGUAGUAAUGGGGAGAAGGAAGGUGGAGAAGAUAAGGAGAAGGAGAAGGGUGGUGUUGGAAAGGAAGACAGUAUAGUUGCAGAUGAUUCUCCAUUGGCCUUGAUGAUGAAGGACCAAUACGCCAACUACGUGAUUCAAAAGUUGGUUGAAGCUUUUGACUCCAACAGUUCUGAAAAGAAGCAAUUGGUGUUGAAAUUGAGGCAAUAUCUCAAACAAUUGUCCGAUAAGAGCAACUAUGGUGGGAAGCACUUGGCCAGUGUUGAGAAAAUGAUUAUAGUCGCUGAGACUGCACUAGACUAG